Molecule: messenger RNA, 1137 nt
Organism: Penicillium waksmanii
Lineage: Eukaryota; Fungi; Ascomycota; Eurotiomycetes; Eurotiales; Aspergillaceae
Product: SRR1 family protein
Exons: 3
Coding region: 1-1137 (378 amino acids)
Source: RefSeq, a predicted model, not a curated record
AUGGGCGACGACAUGGAUGAAGGCUACGAGACUAUCGUGAGCUCGACCUCAUGUCAGUCUUGCACAACCUGGGCAAGUAUUCAGGGUACUUUGAUUGAUCCGCGCGAGACAGAAACCAAGGAACAAGUAAUCGCCAAAAUCGAUGCACUCUACGAGUCUGGCGUUCCCUUUUUCACCAAGAACGCAAUCCGUGCGUUGUCAGACCAGCUUGAGACCAAAACCACACCCGGAGAUAAAAUCAUCACCAAGGACCUGACCGGUGCGAGUAUUGAAUGGAAAGUGAAAAUUGGAAAGUCUAUCAAGCUCAUAUAUGGCGAGGAUCUCCCGGAGAACAGGAAGGAAUGCUCCUACUCUGAAGCUGGGGUAGGGUAUACAUCUAGACCAUCCCUCAAACAGUCGUUGGACUGGUAUGGCGUUCAGGACACGGCUUACGAACCCCUGUCUUUGACGUACCGAAUUCGCCAGCUUGACCCCAAUAGUAAGACCGGGGAAACUAUUCCUGACGACUUGGAGGAUACAAAAGACCGCGAAACGGUAGCCAAAGACUUCCGAGAGAGGAGUCAGGCCUGGGAAGAAAGCGAAACAUGCCAGCGUUUCAAAUCGAUCUUAUCUUCAGAGGUCAGCGGCCAUAAUAUCAACAAGAUCGUGGGCCUUGCUUGCGGUAGCCUGGCCUUGCCGAAUAACGAAAGUGCUACGAACCAAACCGCGUUACUACUCACCGUGAGAAAUUGGUUGAAAGACCGAGACCAGAACACCGAUAUAUCUUGUUACAUCCAAGAUCCGAUGAACACCUCUGUUGACAGGGAAGUUCUCGCAGACAUCGGGUUCGAGAUGAUUGACGAUCCACGCGGCUGGCUUGAGAUCGACGAGCGGUCGGUCGUGCUCUCGGUGGCUCCCAAUGUUCCUGUUAAGGAAAUUCUCGCGGACACCGCGAGGCCUGCUGUUGUGAUAUGGAAUCGGGUUGGAAAUGAGGAUACAAAAUCGACUGACCCCAACACGGCACGCGUUCGGAAAAUGAUGACAGGGUAUAAAUUGCAUGAGUUCGGAGAUGAAGAGAGGUGGUCAGAUGUGGUAAUCUAUACCAGGGAGUCCAAGGUGGCCCCAGUUCCCGAAGAGGAUGGUACUUUCCUAGACUAG